AUGGCGUAUAUCUUGGCUUUCUUCUUGGCGCUUUGCUUCUUGGCAUCUCUUUUCCCAACGCCGGGAGUUCGAGUCACUGACCCACCAGCUCUGAAAGUGGGAGACACUCGAGGAGAACUCAACGCCGAGCUCAAGAAACUUGACCAAGUGGUCAAUAUCUUGAGCUUAAGGCCAGAUACCUACCGUGGAUAUCUUUUGAAGGCAGAAGAUACCUGCAGUCUUCUCAAUGGGGCGGACCUCAGG
Neurospora tetrasperma FGSC 2508 is the source of this 243-nucleotide messenger RNA. RefSeq lists its product as uncharacterized. The transcript is spliced from 2 exons. Lineage: Eukaryota; Fungi; Ascomycota; Sordariomycetes; Sordariales; Sordariaceae. The annotation marks the transcript as partial. The record is from RefSeq and is a predicted model, not a curated record.